Messenger RNA from Dipodomys spectabilis (banner-tailed kangaroo rat), 1905 nucleotides. RefSeq names its product claudin 8 (gene Cldn8). Gene Ontology annotation, biological process: cell adhesion; bicellular tight junction assembly. Lineage: Eukaryota; Metazoa; Chordata; Mammalia; Rodentia; Heteromyidae. The coding region runs from base 25 to 702 and encodes 225 amino acids. The transcript has 2 exons. The record is from RefSeq and is a predicted model, not a curated record. Gene Ontology annotation, cellular component: plasma membrane; bicellular tight junction. Gene Ontology annotation, molecular function: structural molecule activity.
UUUUUUUAAUUCCUUCAGAGGAUAAUGGCCUCCUAUGCUUUGCAAAUCGCUGGGCUGGUGCUCGGGGGCGUGGGCAUGGUGGGCACGGUCGCUGUCACCAUCAUGCCGCAGUGGAGAGUGUCUGCCUUCAUCGGAAGCAACAUCGUGGUCUUUGAAAACCUCUGGGAAGGGCUGUGGAUGAACUGCAUGAGACACGCUAACAUCCGCAUGCAGUGCAAAGUCUACGAUUCCCUGCUGGCUCUGACUCCGGACCUCCAGGCAUCCCGGGGCCUGAUGUGUGCGGCUUCGGUGCUGUCUUUCUUGGCUUUCAUGACAGCCAUCCUGGGCAUGAAGUGCACCCGGUGCACUGGGGAGGACGAGGGGGUGAAGAGUCGCAUCCUGCUGACCGCUGGCAUCGUGUUCAUCAUCACGGGCAUCGUGGUGCUCAUCCCCGUGAGCUGGGUGGCCAACUCCAUCAUCAGAGACUUCUACAACCCCAUCGUGGAUGCUGCUCAGAAACGGGAGCUGGGGGAAGCCCUCUACAUAGGCUGGACCACGGCGCUGGUCUUGCUGGCCGGAGGGGCACUGUUCUGCUGUGUGUUUUGUUGCACUGAGAAGAAGAGCAGCUACAGGUACUCCGUCCCAUCGCACCGCACAACCCCCAAGAGUUUUCAUAUGGAAAAGAAGUCACCCAGCAUCUACUCCAAAAGUCAGUAUGUGUAGUUUUGUGCGUGUCUGUGUCUAAGCUUUGCCUAUGAAACCGUGCCUGCAGGUCCACUCUUUUCUAAACCCAAAUGGGCCCUGGGAACCUUGAUUUGCCAUUCUUAAUUGCCUACCAUUAAUCACAGGACUGCGCACCAUCUAGUUAUGAUUCUCCAGACUCGUGCAGCCGAAUGAGACGUUAUGCACCCUGCUUUGAUUGUUCUGGGAAAGGGGCUCGUUUGUUUUCUCAAAUUGUUCACGCAGCUCUUCCUUUUAUCAGCCACUUUAAAACGACAUUGCUAAAGACUGUGUUAUUUUACAACCACGAUUUCUCUCUGUCGUGGCAUUAUAUUUGUAGAUGAACAUAAUGUUUAUAUCUCAGGCAAAUAGAGUUAUAUAGUUCUAUUUAAAGCAAAAUACCCAUCUAUUACACUGUAUAAAUAGAAACCAGUGGCUGCUUUACUGGGAAUAAGAUAGAAGAAGUCUGAUAUUGUUUAAAAACAGCUUGCAGAUUUAUGUGCUUUUUUUUAAUAAUGAAGGUUUAAAUGAAGGAUUUAAUCAUCAGUGUAAAGGAAUCUAUGUGGCUGUCUAACUCCCAUUUUUCAGCCUAGGAGUUAGAAAUCCUAAACUCUUUAUGCACUUUCUCAAGGGGACUUUCUUUCCCUGUAUAUUACAGUUACAUUUUUUAAAAAGCAGCUAUUUUGUCACAGUUUUUUUUUUUACUUCAAAUUGCUUUUUCAACAUUAUGUUAAAAAGAAAAGGAAAAAUAUGAUCUAAGGAAAAAAAUAGCAAUUUCAAGAGAGUAAAUUUUUUCAUCUUAACUUUUGUGGGUGGAGAAGGUAAGAUGUAUGUUGACAUGUAAUAAUAUGAUGGGGAUGUUUCAAUAAGUGUCUGAGGAUAGUGUUUGGGAUUUUAGCACUAUGACUAGCAGGGAAAUGUUAUAUAUGCUAGUGUCAUUUUCAUAACAAGAAAAAAAUCAACAACAAAAAUGAAUUGUACUAUGAGAACUGUAUUUUCUCCAGUAUCCAAGUUAUUUGUUUAGCUUUGUCAAAGAUAACUUUUCUUACUUUGCAUUUAUUGAGUUUUAGUGAUGUGUAUUAAUGCUAUGUUUAUUUUCCUUCCAAAUUUGAUGUAAAUGAUAAUACAAUUUAAAAUUUUGAGUGUUUAUAGUAAAUGUUAUUUUCAUUGUCUUUUCUAUAAAUAAAUCGUUCCCUUUUAUAAUUA